AUGAGCAGGAAAGCGAGUCUCGCAGAUCUGAGCAACCCAUUUUUGGUUCCAUCAAGAUCCAGUGGUUCAACCCGAUCCAAGUCCAUCUCGCGCACGGACUCGAAGUCAAGAUCCGGAUCACAGUCUAGGUCGCGUCCCGCCAGUCCGGUGAAGCGGGCUAGCGGUGGUAUGGCGGUCACGCCCACUCUAGCUUCGCAGGCAUCCUCAGGUGUCAUUCGUUCCAAUGGUCCGGAGGCACGCAUGAACGUGAUUACUAAUGACUACGUUCCGCCGCCCUCUGCACCGUCUUCGGUGAAAAGAAGCAAGAGCAUGAAUUCCAUGCGCACCGACGCUCGCUUUAUUCCUGCGCCGACUAGCAGUGAAGGCAUUGCGAUGUUCGCUGCCGCUAACACAGAGCCAUCCACUACAACCCUACCAACUGCGUCUCCGGGGCAUACCGCACGAGUUUCGGCAGCCACUGGCGUUCCAACCGCCAAUAGCGGGCGGAGAGUGCUCGCGUAUCAUGAAGCACCUCCAACCGCUAGCACAGACCCCGCCCUAGCCGAGCACAGAAAAUAUGCCCAACCACUAUACGCGCGACCUGCGAGUCUCGCUAGUAACACUGGAGCUGAGAGUAAAAAAGGCAGGAAGAUCAGUACUGUCCCUGAGCGGGUUCUAGAUGCCCCGGGUAUGAUGGAUGAUUUCUACUUGAAUCUCAUCGACUGGAGUUCAGCCUCAACGAACUGCGUGGCCGUUGCUCUAGGCGAAGCAACGUACCUGUGGAAUGCUCAGACGGGCACGGUCAAUCACCUGGGCAAUGCACCCGAGGGCGACUAUAUUUCGAGUGUUUCUUUCUCGCAAGAUGGUCAAUUCCUUGGCCUCGGCCUCGGCUCCGGUUCUGUUGAACUAUGGGACAUCGGUGCGGGUGUCAAGCUGCGAACAAUGUCCGGACAUGGCGCACAAGUCGCUUGCCUAUCAUGGUAUGCCCAUCUGCUCUCUAGCGGCUCGGGCGAUGGCACUAUCUGGCACCAUGAUGUUCGAGUUGCCAGACAUAAGGUCAUGGAACUCAAUGGUCAUUCAGGUGAAGUGUGUGGCUUGAAGUGGCGAGAAGACGGCGAUUUGUUGGCUUCGGGUGGCAAUGAUAAUGUCGUCAAUAUCUGGGACGGUCGCGUCGGGGAUGCCGUUACCAACACUCUGGGAGAACCAGCCCAGGGCUCGGCUAAAUGGACAAAGAGAAGCCACACAGCCGCUGUGAAGGCAAUUGCAUGGUGCCCCUGGCAACCCUCCCUAUUGGCUUCUGGAGGUGGUACGAAUGACGCUACUGUGAACAUCUGGAACUCGACAACUGGUGCUAGAUUGCACUCGUUGAAGACGCCCAGUCAAAUUACCAGCAUUCAAUGGUCACCACACAAAAAAGAAUUCCUUACCACGCACGGCUAUCCGACGAACUCGAUCAUGGUCCACGCUUACCCUUCGCUGGAUAAGGUUGCGGAGAUCCGGGACGCACACGAUGCCAGAGUUCUGUUCAGCGCUGUCAGCCCCAACGGCGAUGUCGUCUGCACGGGUGCCGGGGACGAAAACCUGAAAUUCUGGCGUAUAUGGGAACUGCCCGCGGCCGACAAGAAAAAGGUGAAGCACGUCAAGGAACGGAGCAUGACGGGUAUGGGGGGAAUCCUGGCUUUACGUUGA
This is a messenger RNA of Punctularia strigosozonata HHB-11173 SS5, 1668 nucleotides long. RefSeq names its product WD40 repeat-like protein. The record is from RefSeq and is a predicted model, not a curated record. Bases 1 to 1668 code for a protein of 555 amino acids. The transcript is spliced from 13 exons. Gene Ontology annotation, molecular function: ubiquitin ligase activator activity; protein binding; anaphase-promoting complex binding. Gene Ontology annotation, cellular component: anaphase-promoting complex. Gene Ontology annotation, biological process: positive regulation of ubiquitin protein ligase activity; positive regulation of anaphase-promoting complex-dependent catabolic process; anaphase-promoting complex-dependent catabolic process. NCBI's taxonomy places the organism in Eukaryota, Fungi, Basidiomycota, Agaricomycetes, Corticiales, Punctulariaceae.